GACAGUUACAGGGCUGGAGAGAGGAUAGGAACACGCUCCACACUCAGUGAAAAGUUUCACCCACACACUUUGGAUGAGGGUUCCUGAAGGAGUAACAGAGGACAAAGGAUGUUGUUUAUGGACAGUCCAAGGCCAGCGUCUUAGUACACUCUUAAAGCGAAUGUGUUGAAAACAACACAACUUGCGUUGUUUUUAACACAUCUCUGUGUCCAGAUAGGGACAACACAUGAGAGAGUGUAGUUGCCUUAGUGUGCAUAUUAAGACUGACCGGUCCGUCCGUUCACUGUUCUACACUGUACCAGCGCCUGGCCAUGUCUCAGGGUUAUUACGUCAGCAGGACUGUCGCGGUCAGCGCCGCUGUUGUUGCUGUCGUUGCCGCCAUCACCAUCUUCGCCUUGUCAGUGGCCUACUCUAAACACAAGUGCACUGCAGGAGGAGGAGGAGGAGAUGGGGGAGGAGAUGGGGGGACUCUGGUGGGUCCCACUCCAGCCCCUGAGGCCAGGGAACCCUGGGAUAGGUACCGUCUGCCGGACACUCUGUACCCAGUCCACUACAACGUCACCCUGUGGCCUCGCCUGACAAAGAACGAGCACGGCCUGUACGUCUUCACUGGACACUCUACUGUGGACUUUAAGUGCGAGAAGGAGACAGACCUGAUCCUCAUUCACUCCAGCAAACUCAACUUGACCAAGUCCAACGGGCAUCACGCAACUCUGACUGGACUGGGUAGAGCGAGAGCUCCUUCUAUCAAGACCACAUGGCUCCAGGAGAAGACAGAGUACCUGGUCGUCCAGCUCAGUGGCAAACUAGUCCCAGGACAUUCUUACCAGCUCCACACCAAGUUUCAGGGAGAGCUGGCCGAUGACCUCGAGGGCUUCUACAGGAGUGAAUACACCGAGAAGGGUGUCAAAAAAAUUGUGGCCACUACUCAGAUGCAGGCUACAUACGCCAGGAAAGCGUUCCCGUGCUUCGACGAGCCGGCCAUGAAGGCGGUCUUUCACAUAACCCUGAUCCAUCCUCCCGGAACCAUAGCGCUGGCCAACAGCCGAGAUGCUGAAAUCCUACACACGUCUCUGGAUGAAACAGACGUCCUAGUCACCAGGUUUGAGCCGACCAAACGCAUGUCCACAUACAUCUUGGCCUUCAUCGUCUCCGACUUUGGCUCUAUCCAGAAGGACGAAACAGACUCUACAACCCUGGUUCGUAUCUGGGCCAGGAAAACGGCGCUGGAAUCAGGACAUGGGGACUACGCCCUCAACGUAACCCUUCGCGUGCUGGAGUUCUUCGAGCGGUACUACAACACCAGCUAUCCGCUCACAAAAUCAGACCAGGUGGCUCUCCCGGACUUCAACGCCGGGGCCAUGGAGAACUGGGGGCUGAUCACUUACCGUGAGACGAGCCUCCUGUACGACCCCAAGACCUCCUCCAACGGGAACAAGGAGAGGGUUUUAACAGUCAUCGCGCACGAACUGGCCCAUAUGUGGUUUGGCAACCUGGUGACUCUGAGGUGGUGGAACGACCUGUGGCUGAACGAAGGCUUCGCCUCCUACGUGGAGUAUCUUGGAGCCGACCACGCAGAACCCUCCUGGCAUAUUAAAGACAUGAUCGUGCAGGGUGACGUCCAGAGAGCUUUCGCUGCAGACUCGCUGGUCUCCUCGCACCCUCUGACCCGCAGUGAGAACGAGGUCAGUAAGCCAGAGGAGAUCAGCCAGAUGUUCGACACCAUCUCCUACAGCAAGGGUGCAGCUGUCCUGAGAAUGCUGUCGGAGUUUCUGUCUGAGCCCGUAUUCGUUAAAGGACUCAGUUCCUAUUUGCAUCAGUUUGCUUUUGGCAACACUGUAUAUUCUGACCUUUGGGACCAUUUGCAGGAUGCUGCACAGAGCACAGGGUUACAUGUAAAUCUGCCCUACUCCGUCCAUGACAUUAUGAACCGCUGGAUCCUUCAGAUGGGCUUCCCUCUGGUUACCAUAGAUACCACAACAGGAACCAUUAGCCAGAAGCACUUCCUGUUGGACCCUGAUGCAGUGGUGGACAGACCAUCCAUUUACAAUUACCAAUGGAUUGUGCCAAUCAAGUGGAUGAAGAAUGGCGUACAUCAGGAUCAACACUGGCUGAUUGAAAAGACAGCUGUGUUUGCGCCAAUGAGAGCAAGUGGAAGCCAGUGGAUCUUAGCCAACCUCAAUGUCUCUGGCUACUACAGGGUUAACUACGACCAGCAGAACUGGGAGCGUCUCUUCGCUCAACUGAGUUCUGAUCACCAGGUGAUCCCCAUCAUCAACAGAGCUCAGAUAAUAGACGAUGCUUUCAGUUUGGUCAAAGCGAGGAUCCUAAACACUACCGUGGCUCUGCAGACCACCAAGUACCUGGUACAGGAGAGAGAGUACAUGCCCUGGGAGGCUGCCUCCAGGAGUCUAAACUACUUCUUCCAAAUGUUUGAUCGCACUGAGGUCUACGGACCGAUGCUGACCUAUCUGCGGAGGCUCGUCCAACCUCUCUAUGACCACUUCCAGAGUGACCAACCACUCAGCCACACUAUGGCGUACACAAAAGGAAUUGCGGUUUCUCUGGCCUGCAAAACUGGUGUUCCGGGGUGUAAGCAGCAGGUUCUCGAUCAGUUCCGCCAGUGGAUGAGAGAACCACACAACAACAGGAUUGACCCCAACCUGAAGUGGGUUGUGUACUGUCAUGCCAUCGCUGCGGGUGCCGAGGCGGAGUGGAACUUUGGCUGGGAGAUGCUGCAGAACGUCACCAUGGCCUCUGAGGCGGCACGCCUGCGCAGCGCACUGGGCUGUACUAAACUGCCCUGGCUCCUUAACAGGUACCUUGAAUACUCUCUGGAUCCCAGCAAGAUACGCAAGCAGGAUGCUGCAUCUACCAUUGGCUAUGUUGCCUCCAAUGUGGUGGGUCAGUCUUUCGCAUGGGACUUCUUCAGAUCAAAAUGGGACUAUCUCUUCAAGGAAUUCGGAGGAGGCUCGUUUGUCUUCCCCUCUCUCAUCACUUCGGUAACCAGACGGUUCUCCACAGAGUUUGAACUUCAGCAGUUGCUGGAUUUCCAAAGGGACCAUCCGGACCUGGGCUCUGGGAAGGUAGCGUUGGACCAGGCUAUAGAGAAGACCCGGGCCAACAUCAAAUGGAUGGCCGAGAACAAGAAGGCAGUGCUGGACUGGUUCAACUCUCAAUCUGCAUCAUAGGACAGCAGAACAGUGCGGGUGGUGGUGGGCCUAGCGGUCUUGGAUCUGCACUCCCAAGGGUGUCAUGCCAGACCGCUGUGGGUUGGAUACCAAGGGGCUGGCUGCCACCCUCACUGAACCCCUAGUGGCCUCCAGGGGAACUGUACUUGUAAUUAGUCUGUAAGGCACUCUGGGGAAGAGUAUCAGCCAAAUGCCUAAAGAGUCUUUCACACAAACAACGAUAACUGUAAUGACAACAAUAGCAACGUAAAAGUAUCUCUCUAGCUAAUAUGAACCAACGUCCACACAUAAACUACAACAAUAAUGACAUGAAAAAUUAUAUUGGGAUUGAUAAAAAGCUGACAGCCGAUCAGAAUCCAUCAUAUUUUAGACGUCACAUUCAUCAACAAGGAGAGACUUUCCUUAUCACUCAUAUCGUUAUAGUUAUAGUUAUCUUUGUAGUUAUCGUUCCUGGUGUGAACGGCCCUGAAAUAAAUUAAUUGACUGUGCAGCCGGACCUCAGCCAGAUCUGACCCGGGACUAAGCCAGAUCUGGCCCACGUUAGCUCCAGAGCCUGUGGCUAUUAGCGAUGUGUUUGUUUUCCUCCUCUGUGGGAGACGUGACAUUGCACAAUGGUUUUCGGCCCAGUGUGCACUUCCUCCAUGUGACAACGCAGGCGCGGAGUGUUCCACCCUCUUACUUCCCCCUCAUGCUCUGCUGCCAGGAGGCCCUGGCUGUUGCUGAGGGAUUCAUAACACCAAGUGAUCGUGUUAAAUCAAAGUCUCAAUGCACACCAAGUCUUGAUUAUGUCCCCCAUUCUUAUUUGUAUGACUAUGCUAUUUUGAUAAUGUUUUAUAUAUAAAAAAUGACUUGGAAGCAGUAAACUGAAUCCAUCCAAUGUUCAAUCAUUUCUUGUCUUGAAUGGCAUGAAUGUGUGUACCGGUAUGUUUGUAUGUGUGUGUGUGUGUGUGUGUGUGUGUGUGUGUGAGAGAGAGAGAGAGAGAGAGAUAGAGAGAGCAUACAAUUUAAUUCACUGAACAAAAUUACAGUGUUACACUCUUUGUACUGCAGACACAGAUGACCAGGUUCAUUGAGCAAAUCAAAAUCAUGAUUUAUUUUUUAAUUUUCAAUAAAACAGAUACCUGAGCAUACCUGAUUCAA
Molecule: messenger RNA, 4331 nt
Organism: Alosa alosa (allis shad)
Lineage: Eukaryota; Metazoa; Chordata; Actinopteri; Clupeiformes; Clupeidae
Product: aminopeptidase N-like
Exons: 21
Coding region: 312-3191 (959 amino acids)
Biological process (GO): proteolysis; peptide catabolic process
Cellular component (GO): cytoplasm
Molecular function (GO): metalloaminopeptidase activity; zinc ion binding; peptide binding
Source: RefSeq, a predicted model, not a curated record